GCUCGCUCAUCGCUAAAAAUACCCUGGGCCGGGAGUUCCAAUUGCGAGGCAGCAAACGCAGCGGAUGCACUGGAGAAUCAUUUUAAGACCUUCCAGCGGACACAACGUGAACGGGCUCGCCUGAGGCAGCUGCUGUGGACCCAGGAAGAAUUCCUCGAGAUCGCUCCUCUGCUAGCAAAGAUCUGGUCCGACGACAGCAUCCGAUUGGCCUUUGAUCAACGCUCCCGACUUAUUACUGAAGACUUUGUAAGCAGCCUCCUUUUGUAUUAUUUCUGUCUUAAAACAGGAUCGAAUUUCUUCGUUGAGAUCUACGGCUUGAUCUACAUCAUGAGUGAAAACACACGCUUCUACCUUAAUCGCAUCGAUCAAAUUGCCAAACCUAAUUACGUGCCAACCAAUGAGGACAUCGUAUGGUCGCGGCGUCCCACAAAUUCCAUAAUUGAGGAAGAGAUCUGCGUCCAUGGCAUUCCAAUCACCUUCAUCGACGUAGGUGGUCAGACAAAGGAGCGCAGCAAAUGGUGUCACACCUUCACCGAUAUGACUUCUGUCCUCUUCCUAGUUGCCUGCUCGCACUACGAUGAGUUCUACGUCGACAGGGUGACAGAAGAAUAUAGGAAUAAGCUACGUGAGGCCAUGGACGUGUUUGAGUCUCUAAUCAACCACGUUUCCUUCCGCCGUGUUUCAAUAAUCCUCUUCUUCAAUAAGACGGACAUACUCAAAGAGAAGCUUACGGGUGGUCUCUCCAGUAUUCGUUCCUCCUUCCCAGAGUUCCCAGCUGAGGGCGAUGAACGCAAGUUGACAGAUGUGCAAAACUUCCUAGUCACCCUAUUUUCCAGUCUCAUUGAUCCCAAUCCUGAUCCAACCAUGCCAGAGGAAGGUGAGCCCAUGCAGAGAUUGAGCGGAUUGCAGAAGCUCUUCCACUCAAAAUCCCUCUCGCGACGUGAAUCUGGAAGUAACGCCUCCUCACAGGGCUUUGAACGCGCUCCACGAAGGCGCACCGUCUAUCGUCAUUUUACCACUGCCGUGGAUAGACGCAACAUCGAAACCGUUUUUAAUGCCAUGCAAGACACUAUUUUGCAAUCCAAUCUUAGACGUCUGAUGAUGAGUUAG
Dibothriocephalus latus is the source of this 1110-nucleotide messenger RNA. NCBI's taxonomy places the organism in Eukaryota, Metazoa, Platyhelminthes, Cestoda, Diphyllobothriidea, Diphyllobothriidae. The record is from the annotation of a GenBank genome assembly.